AUGAAGGUAACAACAAUUCCGAUAUUGUACCAAGGAGACCUAUACACUGCAUCACAAGUUGAUAUACAGGCUAUUAAGGCGCUAAUCAAACAGAGCCGAGGUGAUACCACCGCACUCCAAGCCAUUGACAGAAUGUCUCAGCUCCACAAGAUGUGUGAAGGUCAAAACAGUGCAACUAUUACAUCACUCUUAGAGUACGACAGCUUACUCACACACUUGUCGCGCGCGUUAAAUGAAGGGACAGCCAAUGUUGAAUUUAAGUGGCAGAUACCAACGAUAAGGCCUAAAACUGGACUGCUUGCUUCACUCUCAUACAACGCCACUGAAAUUGUUAUGGAUGAGCAACACUCUUCCUCUAUUGUAUUUGAACGCGUUCAUAUAUUACACAACGCCGGCGUCCUCACAUUUCGAGCUGCUUCUUCUCUUGCCACUUCACAAAACACCGUAGGUGAAUCAAUUACACAAUUCACAACUGCGGCCGGCAUAUUCACAACGUGUAUUGAAUUGGCAGAUAAAUCCGGACUGAAGAAACAAGCGGACGAUGCCAGACUUUUCCAGAUAUUGGCUCGUGGGUGUGCGCAAUUAUCUUUUUACGCAAAGGCGGUUGCUGCAAAUUCGAGUGUGGUUCUGAGAGAGAAAAUUGCGGGCGGUGCUGUUGAGUUGCUUAGAAAUGGUGCGAAAAGUGUAUAUUUAUAUUCCCUGUUUUUGGCGAGAGUAGCUGCUGGGUUGGUGUGUGAAGAAGAAUUGGAGUAUGGAAAGGCAAUGUCUCAAUAUAAUGAAGCAGUCCGUUGCAUUAAGGAAACCACUCUACCGAUAGACGACUUGGUGAAACAAGUUAAAGACAAGUAUUACACACUCGAAAAGGACAACGAAGACAUUUACAUGAAUCCAAUCCCACAAAUACCGCCAGAAAUCAAGUCGAGGAUAUGUGUGAAUGACAUUGCCUAUGAACUCAGUGUAUCAGAGAGUCCCUUUAAAUCGAUUGUGCCUUUUGCACUUCGUGGCGCCAUGACUCGAUAUCAAACGAAUUCGGGGAAGAUAGUUGGCGACACUAAAACGAUGAUACCACAAUUUACAGCACAAGGAGAUGCAGUGAUACAAAGCAUCAAUUUAAGAGAACUUGAGAAUAAAGUGGAAGGGAUUAAUGGCAUUCCAAACUCCCUAAAAAUAGUGAUUUCGAAAUUGAGAAGUGUGAACAAGCCGGAAGACACUCUCAAGAUGUUAGAUCAAUGCAACGAAAAGAUUAAAUGUGUUAAAAAUGGUAUUGAAGAUAUCGAAGAGUCUUUGAGAGUAGAGAGUGAAGAAGAUAUGAAGAAAAAGAACGAAUUUGGCGAUUUGUGGAGGAGAUUAACUUCAGCAGAGGCAACUAAAGACAUCAUUUUGAAAAUCAAUGGGAUAAAGCGCGCAUGCGAAGAUGGAAAAUGGCUUUAUGGAGAGGGUAAGAGCACCAUAUUGAAAACUAAAACGGAGGUUGAAAUGAUAUUGCAAGGGGAAGAUGUGUUGAUUAAAAACAUCCCCAAAAGUGGAGGAGAUAUGCUGAAAGAUAUGGUCGGGAAAAUGACCGAAUUGUUUGACAAAUGGAAUGAACUGAAAGUGAUGAGAGAGAUGGCGGUGAAUGCAGUCAUUGAGUUGCAGGGAAGACACCAAAAAACUCUUUUGGAAGGGAUGAAAAUAGCUAAAGACAAGAAUGAGUACGUGGACGACUUGAUCAAAGAAUUCGCUCCACUCACACAGGAAAUCCAAAAUUCAUUGAACGCACAAAGUGAGUUGAUCGGACAAAUCAGUGGACUUAAUAACGAAAUCAACGAACACACAUCUUCAUUGCUGGAUACACGAGGUACUGUCUGCCAAGGAUAUCAAAGUAGUGGUGAAAGUUAUAUUAAUGUCGCAAGUAAAGCGGUUGAGAAAAUUGUGAUGAUGGAAAGUGUUGAAGAAGACUUGGAAGAGCUCAGGAAAGAAGUGAAAAAGUACGUGGACAUCCGAACAAAAGAGGCUGCAGAAAUGACUGAAAGAGCAAGUGUUGAAAAGAAGAGGAGAGAAGAGGAGUGUGCUCAGAUGGAAGAGGAAGAAAGGAAAAUCGAAAUUGAGAGAAAUAAGAAUAUCAUGAGCAGAAUUAACACUACAACACAACCUUAUCAUGAACCAUCACAAACUACAAAUUACCAAAAUACAAAUCUUAGAGGACAAACAACAAAACAGGAAUACCCGUCUAAUUACCCAACAAGUCAGACAACAUCGACAACUAACACAAAUAUGGAAUACCCAACUCAAUAUCCAACUUCAUGUACACAAAAUGACUAUCCUACACAAUACCCAUCAUCAAACACCACUUCUUAUGGAAAUACUCAAUAUCCAACACAAUAUCCAAUGUCUAACUCAACACAAUCAAAUAACCCAUUCAACCAACCUUAUGGAAUGCCUACUAACACAAACGCUAACUAUUCUCAACCUUAUGGAGGUCAGGGGUUCCAACAAUACGGGGCCACGCCUGGGACCUUUGUGAAUGCGCCUGGGUAUCAACCAUAUGCACAGCAACAACCUUUUGUGCAAGCACCACCUCAACAAACUCCAUUUGGGAUGGUCCCACCAGUUAUGCCUUACGGAGGUGCAGCGCCACAAUAUGGGAUGCCAGCACAAUUCCCAUACUCUCCAUUUGGUGGAAGCAUCUUUUAA
Messenger RNA from Entamoeba invadens IP1, 2673 nucleotides. RefSeq names its product programmed cell death 6-interacting protein, putative. The record is from RefSeq and is a predicted model, not a curated record. Bases 1 to 2673 code for a protein of 890 amino acids. The transcript has a single exon. Gene Ontology annotation, molecular function: protein binding. Gene Ontology annotation, cellular component: endosome. Lineage: Eukaryota; Evosea; Mastigamoebida; Endamoebidae. Gene Ontology annotation, biological process: protein transport to vacuole involved in ubiquitin-dependent protein catabolic process via the multivesicular body sorting pathway.